Messenger RNA from Fundulus heteroclitus (mummichog), 2323 nucleotides. It is a transcript of the gene slc25a29l, whose product is annotated as mitochondrial basic amino acids transporter. Lineage: Eukaryota; Metazoa; Chordata; Actinopteri; Cyprinodontiformes; Fundulidae. The coding region runs from base 777 to 1547 and encodes 256 amino acids. The record is from RefSeq and is a predicted model, not a curated record. Gene Ontology annotation, molecular function: high-affinity L-arginine transmembrane transporter activity. Gene Ontology annotation, biological process: mitochondrial L-ornithine transmembrane transport. The transcript has 5 exons. Gene Ontology annotation, cellular component: mitochondrion.
ACGUAGCGCUUCUUGGCUCAGUCCCCCGCAGGCAGCUCACGUUGUUCGGGGUCACCCAGUUUGACUAGGCUAUCCUAGUUUGCAUUGGAGCGCAGCGAUAACGCUGUUGAUUUUGACGCUGUGGGAUCAGCCGCGCCGAUUAUAACCCUCUUGUAGAGCCGCUGCAGCCAAUGGCUCCGGGGGGCGGACAGGGCUCGCUAGGGGAGUUGUCUGCCUGCGAGUAAUCCGAUUGGGCCGCCUUAAAAAGGGCACACACUCACACGCUGCACGCCCGAGAAACCUCCGCUUGCUCCGUCCCGCCGCACAGAAAUAGAAAAGGUCCGGCAGGAAGAGAGCAACGUGUAGCGGGGACCGACCUAAGAUUUACUCCCGGCGAGAGCAGGUCUGAUCAGCGGGGGGAAGCUGUUUACCUUUACGGUCCAGCCUGGCCGACCACCGAGCCGGAGGGGAGGGUAGACCGCCAGCUUUCUGAUUCAGAGACCGCUCUUUUUUUUAAUUUUUUUAUUACCGCUGCUUGGUUUAACUUUAAACCUGAACUAAGCCUCCCGGCCUGCGCACAUUUCUAAAGGAAUGGCCAUGGACUUCGCCGCUGGAUGUGUGGGAGGUGCUGCUGGUGUUUUGGUCGGGCAUCCGUUCGACACCGUGAAGAUGAGAGAGAGAAAUAAACAACCUCUCCACGGAAAUGUGACCUAGUGCGGCUUCAGGUCCAAAAUGUGGACAAACCUCUGUACCGCGGGACGUAUCACUGCUUUCAGUCCAUCGUGCGGCAGGAGUCGAUGCUCGGUCUCUACAAAGGCAUCGGCUCUCCGAUGAUGGGCCUGACCUUCAUCAACGCCAUAGUCUUUGGCGUCCAGGGCAACGCCAUGCGGCAGCUCGGCCGCGACACGCCUCUCAACCAGUUCCUGGCCGGAGCCGCCGCCGGCGCCAUCCAGUGCGUCAUCUGCUGCCCCAUGGAGCUGGCCAAGACGCGCAUGCAGAUGCAGGGCACCGGUGAGAAGAAGUCCAAGAGGAAGCUGUACAAGAACUCCCUGGACUGCCUGGUGCGGAUCUACAGGAAGGAGGGCUUCAAGGGCAUCAACCGCGGCAUGGUGACCACCCUGCUGCGCGAGACGCCGGGCUUCGGCGUCUACUUCCUGGCGUACGACGUGCUGACGCGCUCGCUGGGCUGCGAGCCCGACGACCCGUACAUGAUCCCCAAGCUGCUGUUCGCCGGCGGCAUGUCGGGCAUCGCCUCCUGGCUCUCCACCUACCCGGUGGACGUGAUCAAGUCGCGGCUGCAGGCCGACGGCGUGGGCGGGGUGCACAGGUACAGCGGCAUCGUGGACUGCGUCCGGCAGAGCGUGCGGAAGGAGGGCUACAGGGUGUUCACGCGCGGCCUCACGUCCACGCUGCUGCGCGCCUUCCCCGUCAACGCCACCACCUUCGCCACGGUGACUCUGUUUCUGAUGUACAUGCGCGAGGGAGAGGAGUGCAGCCUGCAGAACUCUGAGCCGCAGCCGGUGCAGCUGCAGCCGCUGCAGCAGCAGACGCAGCCCACCAGCAUGUAGGGCCCGGUAACAACCAGACGGCCGAGCCGCUUCCAUCUCUGCUAUUUAAAACAUUUUUUUUUUUUAACCUGAAAGCUUGUAAAUAUGGCUUCUUUUCAACCACACAUGCUUUUGUACGACUAGCUGAAUAGAAACGUGUACUGUUACUGUGAUCCAGAGGCAGGAGCGAUGCUCUGUAGGUCAGAACCGAGACGUAGACGUUAGGAAGGCGCCGCGCUGGGUUUCAAGUUACCAAAAAUUAAAAGGUAACAUGCGUGCAAAUCAGCGCUCCCUUUUUUUUUUCUUUUUUUUUAUUGUUUUAUUGUUAAACAUGUUUGCAGUCCUUUUGAUAAUUUGGCAUCCUGCAAUAGCUGCUGAAACACAGAAAAGAGUUUAUGAAAAAGUUCCCAAAGUCUAUUUGUAUUAAGAGGUCAGCGGACUUUAAUGUGUUAUGGCCGCUCCGUUCGAGGCUCGCCGCACGCUGAAUGUAGUUCAGUUCUCCUGCUACAGUGUUACAUAAACAUAUGUUUGGAUAAAAUCUAUUACAGAUUGUUUUUUAUUUUUUUUAUUUUCCUGUAUUUGACCACAGCUAAAAUCAAAUGUGAAGCAGAGAACUCCUGUCGGUUUUUAAUGAAGCACCUUAUAACCAGAAGACUGGUUGAAACGACAAAGGCAAUCCCACUUAUUUUGUACCGAUUUAAUUUUUUUUAUUUUUAUUUACCUCAGCUACUAAUACAAAAAAAUUGGAAAUUGGAUUUUAAAAAUCCAAACUUCAAACUGUUCCCUGUCAGCAGAAG